CGCUCAUUGACACACACUACUUGUAUACUCUCGCACGCCACGCACAGUUUUCUUGCUUAGUUGAGCUGCCAUAUUAGUUUUACAGCCCAACAAUAACGCGAAUAAAAAUUAAUUUGUUCGGGUAGAGUUUUACGGUUUUACUGGGCUGCAGGCGGACAGAUAAUGGAAGGACACCGGAAUUGUCGUAUGCUCGGAUACGACAAAUGUAAGGAAUACCAUCUUAUCAGGUCACGUCCGAGUGGUUCCCAGAGAGCGAACCAACAAAACUGUCCGAAACUACCAGCAAGGAUAUGGCCGACCAGCGAGGUUUCCCAAGUAGGAUGUUUUUUACCGCCGGACCAACACAUCCCCGGUGAUGGGGUACGGGGCUUGCCCAUUACCAUCGUUUUCGGAUUGAUGGAACUCCAACAAUGGUGCCAACAAAUUUCUUCAAUAGAAGCUCAUCAAUACGGCGAGUGCGGUCAGGCCGGUUAGGCUAUGAGCUGGGAUUCGGAACAAAGUCCGUAAGUACUAGAACAAUAAGGAGUUAACCGGCAAGAGAAAUGUUAUCAAAAUAAUACAGUAUUGAAUAAUGCUUAUUGGGAAAAAAUGCCGAUUUAAUUCUUAAACGUAGAUAAAGUGUAAUCAUCUGUUUUUUU
Messenger RNA from Armigeres subalbatus, 638 nucleotides. RefSeq lists its product as uncharacterized. Lineage: Eukaryota; Metazoa; Arthropoda; Insecta; Diptera; Culicidae. The transcript is spliced from 3 exons. The record is from RefSeq and is a predicted model, not a curated record. Bases 163 to 474 code for a protein of 103 amino acids.